AUGGAUGCUGGGCAUGAAUUACGAGAGGAAGAACUUGGAAUAUCAGAAGAGGAAGAUGACGACGACUGGUUUUAUGACUCAAUAAAGAGGACUAAACAGUGAUUGAAAUAUCAUCUAUGCCACAGUGAACCAUGGUGGACUCCACUCUGCAAUUUCUGUUGGCACCUAUGGGUGAUUGUCCAGGUCAUUUCAUUGCCACAGUGAUAACCUAUGAGCAUGCUGUGCUUUACAUAUUGUCAUGACUACUUCCAACAAUGUUAAAUGUACAGUAGUGAUGUCUUCUGGAGAGUUAGAAAAGUUAAUUGCAGUAGCACAACGCCAUCUUGUAGCUAAUGGCAACAUGUGCAUUCUGAAAAGUAAUAUAUAGCUGGACUAGUGUGUUUUCUGAAUAGAGUUUCUUAGUGAAGAUACAGCGUGUUUAACAGUACAGUGUACUUCAGAUGUUCAAAUUUGAAACACCCAAAUAUCGUCUGUUUUUAUCUGAUGAAAAAAGCAUAUGUGUAUUUGGAAAAGAUAGAAGAGGAAAUGAUGAAGUCAUGGAGCUAAUGCUGCCAAAAUCACUGACUGAAUUGCCUGAUCAGGCAAGAUUAGAGAAAAAUGAUUUGAAACAAAUAAGUGGUGGUUUUACUUCUGCUCCAUUAGUAGAUAUGAGAGUUCUGUAUGGAAAGAAAAAGUUUGUUGCCUCCCAAAAAGCUCUAAAUGGGAUAGUCAUGUACCAGAUGGGCUCUGAAAAAUCUGAUUACAUUUCAAUACUGCAGACAAUUAAAUGCAGUCAGUUCGAACCUUUUAUGGCAAUAAAUAAUGAAGAUAAACUUGCCCUAGUUACAACAAACAGAAAAGGUAUUACUUGGAUCGAUCUAACUGUGGGGAAAUCAGUUGGUACAACAGGCUUAAGUCCAUGCACUGGAGAAGAAAGUACAGUGAAAGCAGAAUUUGUGUCACGAAACAUAAUUGCAGUUUGUUCAGAAAAUGAAGGUUCAGCAAGUCUGUAUGACACACGAACUGGUUCUACAGAUGGUCACCUAACAUGUGAUCAUAAAACAGCUGGUGACCAAUGGGUGUUAUCCUCAAAUUACAACUGUGAAAGAGGCAGUGAAAGUGAAAAUCAAGAAUAUGUUGGACUACUUUCAAAUACUGGAAAUAUAACUAUUUUUGAUAUUCGCAAUAAUAGAGCAGCUUUGUGCAAUGACAAUGUUUUUAACAAUAGAAAAAUUAGGACAAGUGUUUGCAAUUCGCAAAUUCAUUUGCGUUUUUCAACUAUAAGUGUGAAUAGCAUAUCUGUGUCAGGCUUUGAUGAUAAUAUUUAUGUAUAUGAACUGCUAAAGACAGGUGGACUCAGUCUUCGCUUUAUGCAUGAUGGGCACAGGAAGACUAGUGUUAGAAAACGCUUCAACACCACAGAUCAUCUGUGGUAUGGGAAAAUCAUUUUAUCUGCUUCAGAAGACAAAUCUUUACAUUGUUGGCAGUUCUCGUGACUACUUCAUGAAAGUAGCUUGUAUGUUCUUGGACAUUUUUAUACAACUUGUUUUAAUAAAUAAGAGUUAUUCAAAGUUAA
Molecule: messenger RNA, 1555 nt
Organism: Schistocerca serialis cubense
Lineage: Eukaryota; Metazoa; Arthropoda; Insecta; Orthoptera; Acrididae
Product: WD repeat-containing protein 73-like
Exons: 6
Coding region: 441-1475 (344 amino acids)
Biological process (GO): cytoplasmic microtubule organization
Cellular component (GO): cytosol; spindle pole
Molecular function (GO): protein binding
Source: RefSeq, a predicted model, not a curated record